Molecule: messenger RNA, 1593 nt
Organism: Zingiber officinale
Lineage: Eukaryota; Viridiplantae; Streptophyta; Magnoliopsida; Zingiberales; Zingiberaceae
Exons: 7
Coding region: 1-1593 (530 amino acids)
Source: RefSeq, a predicted model, not a curated record
AUGGAGGAAGAAAAGGCUAGGGAAUAUCAAGAUUUGGUGAAGUUAUUCAGCAAGGUUGAAGUGAAUGUGCCUUUGCUAACCAUGAUCAAACAAAUUUCGAAAUAUGCCAAAUUCCUCAAGGAUCUUUGUGUGCACAAGAAGAAAUUGAAAUUGAUUAGUAUGGGUAAAAAUGUCUCAGCAUUACUUCAUCCAGUUCCUCAUAAAUGUGAAGAUCCAGGAGUUUUCACAGUUCCUUGUAUUAUAGCAGAUUGUGCAGUGAUUCAGUUGGCUAAUAGAAGUCAAAUACAUCCAGCUGGGGUGAUUGAGGAUGUAUUGGUAAAAGUGAGGGAGUUAAUUUUUCCUGCAGAUUUUAACAUCUUAGAUAUGGAGGGUUAUGUGCUUGCAAACAGGUUUCGACUUAUUCUUGGACGUCCAUUCUUGAAGACUGUGAGAACAAAGAUUGAUGUACAUGCAGGAACUCUCUCCAUGGAGAUAGGAGAUACAGUGGUUCAUUCAGAUACUACUGAUGUUGAUCAAGGUAAUGAAUUUUCUUCAUUGUUGGAGGAUAUCUCAGAUAUGAGAGUGAAUGCUAGUUCAGGAGAGAAUCAGCAGCUACCUAUCAUUAUAGCUCAGAAUUUGAAACCAGAUCAGGAGGAAAGAUUGUUAGAGAUUCUGAGACAGCAUAGGAAGGCCCUUGGAUGGACUCUGGAAGAUAUUCCUAGGAUCAGUCCUUCCAUUUGCAUGCCAGGAUUUAUUUGGAGAAGGAUUAAAUGGGUAAGUCUUAUACAUGUGGUUUCGAAGAAAUCAGGGGUGACAGUAGUUGCUAAUGAAGAAAAUGAAUUGGUGCCAACAAGAGUGAAGAAUUCUUGGAGAGUUUGUGUGGACUACAGGAAGCUAAACCAAAUAUUGGAGAGACUGGCAGGUAAAUCACAUUAUUGCUUCCUUGAUGGUUACACUGGUUAUUUUCAUAUUUGCAUCGACCCAGAGGACCAGGAGAAGACUACCUUCACUUUCCCUUUCAGAUUCUACAGGAGAUUUAUCAGGGACUUCAGUAAGAUUGCUUUGCCAUUGUCUCAGUUGCUUCAGAAAGAUGUUAUGUUUCAUUUUGAUCAGAGGUGUAAAGAGGCUUUUGACAUAUUGAAGGAGGCUCUUACUUCAGCACCUAUUAUCAGACCCCCAGACUGGACCCUACCUUUUGAGUUGAUGUGCGAUGCUUCAGACUAUGCAGUGGGAGCUGUACUUGCACAGAGAGUGGAUGGAGCACCACACGUCAUUUGCUACACUUCCAAGACCUUAGAUUCAGCUCAAGCAAACUACACCAUGACAGAAAAAGAGCUUCUUUCUAUUGUUUUUACUUUAGAUAAGUUCAGAUCAUAUUUACUUUGUUCUCAUGUGGUUGUGUUUUCUGAUCAUGCAGCUUUAAAAUACCUUCUCAAGAAGCCCGAUGCAAAGCCUAGGUUAAUCAGAUGGAUGCUUCUACUUCAAGAAUUCGACGUAGAGAUACGUGAUAGGAGCGGGAAGGAGAACUUGGUUGUAGAUCACUUGAGCAGAAUUAAGGGAGACUUGAAUCAUACGGCUAUUGUUGAUUAUUUCAGGGAUGAGCAGCUUCUAUAG